AUGAUGUGCAAGGGUCUAUUUUCAAAAUUGCCCCCAAAUAUUGUGUAUCGGUUUCUUUACGCGAACACGGGCCUUAAAAGCUGUUGCUGGAAGGCGCCGCUAACUGCUCAGCGGCGGACGUUCCAUCGUUCCCCUCAGCUGCACUUCGAGUUGAAUCCUUCACAGCAGAUGUACAGCAUGGAACAUGCAUUUGAGGAGCCAACAUUCCGCUUUAUUUGUGAGGGCAUCGAUAUAGACUACAAGGAGGAGGUGCGGCGGGCUUUAAUGGAGGUGCUCCCCCGGAACCCAUCAAAUUUUGUCGUGCGUGAUGACCUGCCUCAGUCCCAGGGUAGUUCUGUUCAGCGAACCGUCCAGCUCCUUCGUGCAAUUGCCAAGAAGCGACUUCUUUCUUUUGCGCAGGUGAACUCUACCCCGCAGUUGUUUUGUACCUUCUAUGAGGUCAUCGCAAUGUGUUGUACCCCACUUGCGCUGUUGGCUGCAGACCACUUCACCUUCGCGGCAAUGAUAGCGUUGUACGGGUCGAAAGAAAUGAAGGCACUUCUGCUGGACCACGUUGACAGUUGCCACAUUGUUGGGGCAAUUGCCCACAGAGAGCUCAUUGCUGAAGGCGUCCCUCUCAACACAGAAGCGCGCUACAACCGCGGCGAAAAUGUUUUUGUACUGCGCGGUUCGGGAAAGUUUGCUGUUGUGGGUGCCGUGUGUGCGGACUGGGCUAUUGUUACUGCCACCCUUACGCUUAACAAGGAUGACAACAUGGGGAUUCAUGCUUUCGCAGUGCAACUAAGGGAGGGUGGAGUGCUGAAAAAGGGCGUUAGUGCGAGGCCGAUUAAUGGAGAGAAUGAAGCCAUGACUGCUGCCGGCGUGGGCGUCCUUCACUUCGAGAAUGUUACCAUCCCUGUUACUUCCCUACUUCUUCCGUCCGAGAUUGUUGAUGGAAAACUUGUAUUUGCGGGUGGUGCUGCCACUCUCACAUCCGUACAGGCACUAACCCGCCAAAUGCGGUUGGCAUCCGGAGCACUUUACGUUGGAACCUUGAAGAGGAGUUUGACGAAUAUUGUCCGCUACGUCGCACAAAAGUGGAUGGUGGGGCCUGAUGGACGACGCAAUUACCCAGUCUUUGGAGUGCAACAUGUCCAAUCGCCUCUUGUAAAGCUUCUCUGCACAUCGUACGUUUACAUGACCCUCUGGCGGCGCGUGCUUCCCGCCUUCACGAAGCCAGAGGCACAACCGGCGGACUACGAAGAUGAGAUGAAACUUGCCGGAACCCUGUACUUCUUAACGGAUAAUUUGUCGACUCUAAAGAGUUUUGCGGAUGAUUUUAUGGAUGUGCAUUCCUCCCUCAGGAGCACCGGAACGUGCGACGUCCUUUUAACAGUUCAGAUGCGGCGUGAUGGGUUGGACCAUUCUUCACUUAUUCGAGAGGUGGCGUUCAAAUCGGUCGUCAAAAAUGUGGGCACUACCCAUUGGGGUUGGUGGCUCUCCAGUUGUUUCCAGUCGUUUGCGGCGCUGGAUAGGUUCGUUAAAAACCCCUUUUAUUCACCACGAAUUGCGGAUCUGGGAAGGCAUCGGAUUUUUUUUAGUCACAAGCAUUACCGCGAGAAGAAGCGCCUACGGCAAUCCCGUGAAAUAGAAAGGCGUAAAGGCGGCUCCGAGCACCAAUGGUACGACUGGGUAAUGUUUCGUCACGAACAGGUGGUGCACUGCGGCGAAGCGUACAUGGAAAUGUUCGCACUGGAAGUGAUGAUGGACGAAACCCAGGCCUGUACCGAUCCUCGAGCGAGAAAAAUACUACGUGACAUGGGGUGGAUAUUUGCCCUUUCCAGGCAGCAGGACCGGUUAGAUUACUUUCUCACCCAACAAAUGAUGAGUCCCAGCAAAUCCUGCAUCCUCAGCUCCCAUCUUGAUAACAUUGUUACUGUCAUGGCGCCGCAGUGUGUAAACCUUGUCGACGCUUUCCAGGUUCCGAGGGCUCUACGCGCCCCCUGCGCUGCAGAGGAUAUGGAGUCCUACUGGACCAUCCCGGGAACCGACACAGGGAUACAACGGGGGGAUAAGGUUCUUCUGUUUGGCGAUAGGAAGCCUUUCGGAAACACUAAGGCGGAGCAAGAGAAGAUGGAGGAAUCAAGGGAAGAUUUUGAUCUUUUCCAUGGGCUAGCGGGCAAACAGUCCUUUGCACAAGAGAAAUGA
Messenger RNA from Trypanosoma brucei brucei TREU927, 2187 nucleotides. RefSeq lists its product as hypothetical. The transcript has a single exon. Gene Ontology annotation, molecular function: fatty acid binding; FAD binding; acyl-CoA oxidase activity. Gene Ontology annotation, biological process: fatty acid beta-oxidation using acyl-CoA oxidase; lipid homeostasis. NCBI's taxonomy places the organism in Eukaryota, Euglenozoa, Kinetoplastea, Trypanosomatida, Trypanosomatidae. The coding region runs from base 1 to 2187 and encodes 728 amino acids. Gene Ontology annotation, cellular component: peroxisome. The record is from RefSeq and is a predicted model, not a curated record.